AUGAGAGAUGUCGGCCACCUGCGUCGAGCCCUACCGAACUCUCCCCACGAUUAUACGCCGACGCACAUCUCAUGUCCCGAGAGUCGACCUUCCGUAAGAAGCGCGGCUUCGCUGUCGCCGAAUGAAACGGCCUGGCUGCAGACCAGGAGGAACAAUACCAUCGACCCGAUGCGCACGCUCCUAACACGUCUGAACAUCUCGGGGUUUGAUGCCAGUGCAUACAUUGAGAAGGUCUCCAACAAUGUCUCUGCUUUGCCCAAUAUCGGCAUUGCGGCGUCUGGAGGUGGCUGGCGAGCCUUGAUGAACGGAGCUGGCGCACUCAAGGCUUUCGAUUCGCGGACACACAACAAUACUGGCACGGGACAGCUGGGCGGGCUGCUACAGUCGGCGACGUACCUAGCAGGCUUGAGUGGAGGCGGCUGGCUUGUUGGGUCUCUCAUGGUCAACAACUGGACCUCGGUCGGAGCGUUACAAGCAGAAACAAACGGAUCAGUGUGGGAAUUUGGGAAUUCCGUCCUCGAGGGUCCCGACACUGGCGGUCUUCAGAUAUUUGACACGGCCGAGUACUAUACACACUUGGCGAGCGAUGUGACAGGAAAGGAAGAUGCAGGAUUUGACAUCUCCUUGACCGAUGUAUGGGGCCGCGCACUCUCGUUCCAACUGAUCAACGCCACGGAUGGCGGGCCGGCCUAUACUUGGUCGUCGAUUGCAUUAACAGACGCAUUCAAAAAGGGCGAACAUCCCUUCCCUAUCCUUGUUGCCGACGGACGGGCCCCAGGCCAGACAUUGAUUUCCGGGAACACGACUGUAUUCGAAUUCAACGCGUUCGAGAUGGGUACCUGGGAUGCCGAUGUCUAUGGAUUUGUUCCUACGCAAUAUCUAGGCACCAACUUUACGGCCGGCGAGGUGGUAGACAACGACAAGUGCGUGGUGGGAUUUGACAACGCCGGCUUUGUCAUGGGGACCUCGUCUUCUUUGUUCAACCAGUUUCUUCUCAACAUCAAUUCGACCGACAUCUCAAAGACGCUGAAAAGCUUCCUUCAAACCAUACUGGACGGGUUGGGCAAGGACAACAACGAUAUUGCCGAUUAUACCCCCAACCCGUUCUACAAGUACCGUCCGGAGACCGACCCAGGGGCCAACUCAACACGGCUUACUCUUGUCGAUGGAGGCGAGGAUCUUCAAAAUAUUCCGUUACACCCUCUAAUCCAACCCAAUCGGAACGUCGACGUCAUCUUCGCCGUCGAUUCUUCCGCCGACACCGACUACAACUGGCCCAACGGAACGGCACUGGUCGCCACCUACGAGCGGUCGUUGAGCGACGUCGCAAACAACACCGCCUUCCCGAGCAUCCCGGACCAAAACACGAUCGUCAAUCUGGGGCUGAACACUCGCCCGACAUUUUUUGGUUGCAAUACGUCCAAUUUUACGUCAGGAACUCAUAUCCCGCCUCUGGUCGUUUACAUUCCCAAUUCUCCAUAUGUGACAUUGAGCAAUGAGUCGACGUUUACGUUUGAAACGAACAAUUCUUACCGAGAUGCAAUUAUCUUGAAUGGCCUCAACGUCGCGAGUAUGGGCAACGGCACUGUGGAGGAGACGUGGCCCGCGUGCGUGGGCUGUGCCAUUAUCAGCCGCAGUCUGGAACGAACGGGUACGGAUGUCCCUGACGUCUGUACCAGCUGUUUCAACAAGUUCUGCUGGAAUGGUACCGUCGACUCGUCCACGCCCAAGCCCUACGAACCGACUCCUAUCCUUCAAACUGUCGAUAUUGACUCUCGUGCCGCUACGACCAUGCUGAUUAGUCGGUGGGCUACAGUCGUUGCUGCAGCCAUGGCGGUAAGCUCGAUAUUAUAA
Molecule: messenger RNA, 1854 nt
Organism: Exophiala dermatitidis NIH/UT8656
Lineage: Eukaryota; Fungi; Ascomycota; Eurotiomycetes; Chaetothyriales; Herpotrichiellaceae
Product: lysophospholipase
Exons: 1
Coding region: 1-1854 (617 amino acids)
Biological process (GO): glycerophospholipid catabolic process
Cellular component (GO): cytosol; intracellular membrane-bounded organelle
Molecular function (GO): A2-type glycerophospholipase activity
Source: RefSeq, a predicted model, not a curated record